Molecule: messenger RNA, 392 nt
Organism: Cokeromyces recurvatus
Lineage: Eukaryota; Fungi; Mucoromycota; Mucoromycetes; Mucorales; Mucoraceae
Exons: 3
Coding region: 91-273 (60 amino acids)
Source: RefSeq, a predicted model, not a curated record
AAACAAAACAAAACAAAACAAAAUACUAAUUUUUGCUGAAUCAUUUAAACUUAUUCAUGUAGAUUUUGGAGACUGGUCACUUAUGCUAUCAUGUAUUAUAUUGUAAUUUAUGCAUUUUUGUACGGCAUUAAAUAUACGCAUUGGAUUUACUUUUUAUCAAAUAAUCUUGUCUUCUGGUUCUUGUUGCUCCAUUUUCGUCACUCACAUUAUGGAUCUUUGUCGUAUCGAUAUAUUAUAGAUCAUCUUUUAAUUGUGAAUAAGAAACAUUCAUAACGUUAGACGUUUUACUUACAUACUAAUUACUAUACUUAAUAAAAAACAAUAGAAUUUAUUUUUUUUCUUUCCUUUUUUUAAAAAAAAAAAAAAAAAAAAAAAAAAAAAGAAAAAAAAAA